Messenger RNA from Anopheles maculipalpis, 1599 nucleotides. Its product is annotated as beta-1,3-glucan-binding protein 1-like. Gene Ontology annotation, biological process: carbohydrate metabolic process. The transcript is spliced from 2 exons. The coding region runs from base 46 to 1599 and encodes 517 amino acids. NCBI's taxonomy places the organism in Eukaryota, Metazoa, Arthropoda, Insecta, Diptera, Culicidae. Gene Ontology annotation, molecular function: carbohydrate binding; hydrolase activity, hydrolyzing O-glycosyl compounds. The record is from RefSeq and is a predicted model, not a curated record.
GGAUGCUUCGGUGUGUAAUAUUAGUGAACGGCUACAUCUAGAGGCAUGAUGAUGCACUUUUUGCUGAUACUCGUUAGUUUGUUGUUUGUGCUGCAUUUUUCUGAUUGCGAUCCGCGCAGUAGAAUUGGACGUUAUCAACCACCGAAGCCACGAUUUGAAAUAUUUGAUCCACAAGGACUAAUCGUGUGGAUUAAUGCUGAUCCAGGAAUUAGUUCGUUUACUUUUCACGGUAAACUUAAUCAACAGUUCGUUAAGUACUACGAUGUGGGGCGAUGGGCACAAACGAUAACCAAAAUAAAGAAUGGACGCUAUCUGUUUAUCGACCGUGAAGCAAAACUCGUUCCUGGUGAUACGAUAUACUAUCGUACAGUGAUCGUCCGCAACGGACAAACGUACCGUACCAAUGCUGGAUCAUUUACCGUACAAGAGUUACGCCCUGCGGCUACCCCUUCACCUAUAAUACCUGCUUCCGUUAUUGCGCCACGUUCCGUUAAAUCCGGGAUGUUCCCUUACGAGCCAUCAUCCUCGAAUGAACGACGCACUAAAGAUGUGAGAUCAACCGCAACACAAACUGAUGAUUUCGAGGAUCGCAUGGCAAAAGGUUGCACUUACGGACGUAGUACAGUAAAUGGAAGAAACGCUUGUCCUGGAGAAAUAUUGUUCGAGGAUGAUUUUAACGGACUGGCGAUAAAUAUUCAAAAAUGGCGUAUAGAGAACCGUUUUGCAUCCGAUCCAGACAACGAAUUUGUGGUAUACGCAGAUUUUAAGGACAAUAUAAAGCUGCAGAAUGGUCACCUAGCUAUUCGGCCCACUCUAUUCGAAGAGAAAUUCGGUCUAGGUACGACAUCAAAGCAAUUUCGAUUCGCUGAAGAAUGUACGGGUUACCGGAGUUCACGGGACUGUAUCCGCGACACGAAAAUUGACUUUGAUAUGAUACCACCGGUGCUUACCGCGCAGAUUACUACCAUCAACAGUUUCAGAUUUACCUAUGGUAGAGUGUUGAUCCGAGCAAAGCUACCACAGGGGGAUUGGAUAUUCCCACAAUUGUAUAUCAUCCCAGCAACAGACUUUUAUGGGCAAGAUAGUUAUGCUUCUGGGUUGAUGCGUGUUGCAUUUGUGCCGGGAGGACCUCGUUACAGAAACCAGCUAUCAGGAGGACUGAUUGUGAGCGACCGAGAGCCUUUACGCUGCUCUAAGAUGUGCACGUUGACAAGGAAUAUACAAUGGAAUGCCGACUUUCACGAGUACGGUCUCAAAUGGACAUCGGAUGGAGUCUGGAUGGAAGUAGAUGGGGAAGUAUACUGCAUGAUUGAUCCGGGAAAUGGUUUUCACAAAGACAUUCAAUCUAGCAAACCAGAAGUUGCAAACCUCUGGCGACUAAGCGGUACCAACAUGGCCCCUUUCGAUAAAGAAUUUUAUCUAGGGCUAGGCGUAGGUGUCGGUGGUCAUUACGAUUUCCAUAAUUUCGAUAGAAAGCCAUGGAAAGAUUUAGGUGUAAAAGCGAUGUACACGUUUUGGAACGCAAGAGACAGCUGGUAUCCUACAUGGAACGCUAAUAGUACCAUGUUGAUAGAUUUCAUUCGGGUUUUUGGUGUAUAA